UGCGCGCGCGCGCGCAUGCGGAGGCAAGAGCCGGAAGUUCCCCUGAGAACGGGCCUUCCCGCGAAAACCGCCGGCCGGAACUGCCAGGAGGUCCCGCCUCCGGGCGGAACUCCGGGUUGCCGGGCAACCGCGGUGGGAGACGCAGGCUGGCUCAGUGUUCCGUGGGGCAAGCCGAGUGUAGCUCCCACCUCCUGUCCUGGCAACUUCCUUUCCCGGCCGCCUUCCUUCUUGCCGCCUCUCCUUGCGUCGGGGAAUCCCUGCCCUUGGCAAUACGUACACCUCUCCGGCUCCCAAGACCGCUUAGCGCCCACCUGCUUGAAAGCCGGUAUUCACCCGAAGCGGAGCGACCUGGCCCCGGGCGUGGCCUCCACGCUGACCGACCGCACCUGCUCGGCCAUGGGCACCUACACCUACACCUACACCAGCCGGCCUCGGGCCCUGCCCUGCCAGCGCCGCCGUUACCGGGACCACCUGAUGCAGCUUGCUGAAGAGCCUGUGCAUCAUGGAAACAUAAUGUAUGACAGAAGGGUGGUCCGAGGCAAUACUUAUGCUCUACACACAGGACCGCUGCCUGGGCAGCCUGAUCCUAUAGAAAUUCAGAGACAGCAACAGGCUAAGAGGAGGGCUCUUGCCAAAAAACGAGCUCAAGGACAGUUCAGACCACGAACACCCGAGCCCGUGGAAGGCAGAAAGCACGUGGAUGUGCAGACAGAAAUGUACCUUGAAGAAAUUGCUGACCGUAUAAUAGAAGUUGAUGUGGAAUGCCAAACAGAUGCAUUUUUGGACAGACCACCAACACCACUCUUUAUUCCUGCUAAAACUGGCAAAGAUGUGGCCACCCAAAUACUAGAAGGAGAGCUCUUUGACUUUGAUCUUGAAGUUAAACCAAUGUUAGAAGUUCUGGUGGGAAAGACCAUUGAGCAGUCUCUUUUGGAAGUAAUGGAAGAAGAAGAGUUGGCUAACCUGCGGGCCAGUCAGUAUGCGUAUGAAGAGUUACGCAACGUCGAACUUGCUGAAGUCCAGCGACUUGCAGAGCAAGAGAAACGACACAGAGAGGAAAAAGAGCGCCGGAAGCGACAGCAGUGGGAGGUGGUGUACAAACACAGCGAGACGGCGCAGAAAGUGGCGGCGCGCGCGUUCGCCCAGCGGUACCUGGCCGACCUUCUCCCCUCGGUGUUCGACAGCCUCCGGGACGGCGGCUACUUCUACGACCCCGUUGAAAGAGAUAUUGAAAUAGGAUUCCUUCCAUGGCUAAUGAAUGAAGUUGACAAAACCAUGGAAUACAGUAUGGUGGGAAGAACAGUGCUUGACAUGUUGAUUCGUGAGGUGGUUGAGAAGAGACUGGCUGCGUAUGAGCAGAGGGACGACCAGCCCCCGGCCGGGAAGCCUAAGGACGAGCUCGGGGGGUCCGGGAGGACGACAGAACCACCAGUGGGUUAUGAACUCCAGGAACAAAGCACAGCACAGCCACAGAGGCCACCUCUGGGAAGAGACUCCCUGCAAAGAACACCAGAUGAUGGAAGGUAUAUGGAGAGUGUGUUAGCCCAAGAAACAAAGCUUAUGGAAGAAGGAGAGUAUGAGCAAACAAAAAUAAGGAAAACCUCGGGGACAGAAGUGCUACAACCAAGGGGAGACUUCCAGCCAUGAAACCAAUCAACGGCCAGUCAGCAUUGCAAGCAAUCAGCUCCACCAUAGCCAUGAAAACCAACAGACCCAGAACCACAGUCACUGAGAAAACCAGCAGCCCAUCAGGCAUUGAAAAGAAGCAGAACCAGCUUGGAACUCCCCAAAAGCCACAUCCCCAGAAAACUGUCAAUGUUUGACUGGUCUGGCAGCUCCCUCGAAAAUUCCAUUAACAGGGCUUAUCUUUAUUUGACCUGACUCAGAGCUUGCUCUGUGAGGAAAGUCCUAACACCAGGGCAUUUUCUUAAAAAAAAUAAAUAAGUAAAAAUCAGCAAUUGUUUAACAUGGCAGCUGCCUGAGGCAGAAAUACCCAUUGGAGCAACAGCAAACUUGAAAGGGAAACCUGGGGAAUGAGAUGACCUCAGGGAAAUGCGAAAAGCUUCAAAAUAUUACUGAGAGUAUAUAUAUAUGUAGGGUGCUUUGUAGGGCUGUGUGCCCAAGAAAGACCUGAGAACGCCCUAAUUUCUCAUCUCUGGCUGACCUUGAGGAUCUUCACAAGCAGGAAUUAAAAGCUAAGUCAGGGUUGUAAACUGCAAAAAUACUGAAGGCAUGUCUCAACAUACAUAGAAGUCCCUUAGCAAAGGGUGGAAGAUUUACCAAUUCAGGGCAUUUAAGGAAAUUGCUGUCUAAUCAUUAGCUGACCAGGAAGUUAACUGAGCAGAGACUUCAGAGGUAGCACACAGCAAAGAAUCCAGGUCUUACAGAAUUUAUUCAGGAAAGUCAUUAAACAAACAGCAACAACAAACAACAGCAACAAAAUCCAGGUUGGAGGGGUGGGGCAAGAAUUUGAGAUCCAGAAUUACCAUAUUUUCAUUAUUUAAAAUAUCCAAAUUUCAAUUAAAAAAAUACAAGACAUACAAAAAAUAGAAAAGUAUGGUCCAUGCAAAAGAAAAAAAGCACUCAAUAGAAACUGUUCUUGAGAAAGUCUAAAUCUUGAACUUACUGGACAAAGACAUUAAUCAGCUAGUAUAAAUAUGUUCAAAGAACUAAAGGAAACCAUGUCUAAAGAAUUAAAAUAUGAGAAUGAUACCUCACCAUAAAAAUCAGCAAUUGUUUAACAUGGCAGCUGCCGGAUAGUGACUAUCAAGAGGUUAGAAGUCAUUAAAAAAAAAAAAAAAAAAAAAA
This is a messenger RNA of Felis catus (domestic cat), 2808 nucleotides long. RefSeq names its product radial spoke head 3 (gene RSPH3). The transcript has 9 exons. NCBI's taxonomy places the organism in Eukaryota, Metazoa, Chordata, Mammalia, Carnivora, Felidae. Bases 16 to 1647 code for a protein of 543 amino acids. The record is from RefSeq and is a predicted model, not a curated record. Gene Ontology annotation, cellular component: cilium.